AUGGGAAAGGAAGAAGAAGGAAGGACAGUCUGCCCCGGGCCAGACGAGGGAUUUUAUAACCUUCCGCGGGGAGUCUUCUUUCCGGCGGAUGCUCCCAUCCUGACGGAGGCGAGUGUGAUGGCAAGGAUUGCGAAGGCCUCGAAGGAGCCAUUGGACCACUCGGAGCACAUUGACUCGCACCCCUCCCUCUGUACCCCCAAUCCCCGAGCUCCGUCUGCACAGUGGAAAAGACUCAAUGUGUCUGGUCGAGGACGCCAGCCUUCCUCCACUAGGGUUUCCGCCAUUCCGUGGCGGCUUGGUGCAAAACUGGUCUCGAUCUACGCCCCUCUUCCUAGUCUAAACUUUGGGGCCAAAGUGCGGACUGGAAGUAUUCAGGAAUUGACUAGAAAGGACAUGAAGGGUGGAAAUUCGGGGGCUGGGAAAAGGACGAUCAAGGUUGAUUCGUUCAGCAAAAGCCCCAAAGAUAAGACGGACUACACAGGGACCGGUAUGACAUAUUUCCCCCUCUAUCUGCCCAAGUCUAACAUGAUGUUGUGGUCAAAUACGCCCUACCGCGAAAACCAAACAGAUUCCCGGGAUGUCUCGCGGCCUUACAUCAUCUUUGGGAUCGGAGCCCAAGAGCCCAAAAAUGAGGAUCGCUGCAUUCAAUUCAGGUCACACGGAUACUGUUGGACAUCACUGCAUGAACCAAAGGACCGUGAGAAAGAUUGGCAUUCGAAAUUGUUCCCGAAUCGGUGA
Penicillium samsonianum is the source of this 738-nucleotide messenger RNA. RefSeq lists its product as uncharacterized. Bases 1 to 738 code for a protein of 245 amino acids. The record is from RefSeq and is a predicted model, not a curated record. The transcript is spliced from 4 exons. NCBI's taxonomy places the organism in Eukaryota, Fungi, Ascomycota, Eurotiomycetes, Eurotiales, Aspergillaceae.